Messenger RNA from Fonsecaea erecta, 2019 nucleotides. RefSeq lists its product as hypothetical. Bases 1 to 2019 code for a protein of 672 amino acids. The transcript is spliced from 4 exons. The record is from RefSeq and is a predicted model, not a curated record. Lineage: Eukaryota; Fungi; Ascomycota; Eurotiomycetes; Chaetothyriales; Herpotrichiellaceae.
AUGGCGACGACUGCACCGCUUCCACAAAAGCCACUACUGGGCUCUGCGCCUGUGGCAUGCUCCGCGUGUCGGCGGCUGAAGGAGCUGAGAACCCACCAUGCGCCCGAUGCUCCAAAACCGGUCGAAAUUGCGUCGUUCAUGCCUCUCGGAGGGGACAACAGCAGUCAGCCCAAUCUCUACGAAAGAGGCCGCUACCAGUCUCAUCCUCACCUUCUGACGUUCUACACCGGCGGGACAGCCAGAUUAAGAUUGAUGCUGCCAUCAGCUCAGUACUGCGCUCACCCGUGGUUCAUCCAGCAUCGUCUCCAGCAUAUGCGCUUCAAAGCCCUUCUUACAGAGGCGGACGUGUUCUACUCCUCGUCCCCCUUGGACGUGCUUGACUCGGUGGCACCCCAGCAACCGUUGCCGCCAGAGCCCCAGCCCCAGCCCCAGCCUGAACUAGACGACAAUGCCGUCAGCCUCCAGGCAUCGUCCAGAAGGAAUCCGACUGACAUACCCGACAACAUUUUAGUGGAGCUCAUUGAAUUUUUUCGAGAGAAGAUUCUGUAUUAUGUGCCUGUUAUUGACGACACAGACCUCAGGGACUCACUAUAUGUGGUGAAGCACAGACGGCCACUCGCCUACUGUGCAAGUUUCGUUGCAUCACAGUUUAUCCCUGGAAGUGCCAGUGUUCGCGAACAACUUGUCUGGUCGAUCUCAGAGUUCUUCAGGGCCACCAGCGGGCCCCUGGCGGAGGAUGAAAACACUGUGUGGACGCAACUGCAGGCCUUUGCGAUCCUGUAUGCGUAUCGCCCAGCCGUAGACGCCUUUCAUUCCGCAGGCGUUCCUCAGUCUUUGGGAUUCCUUAACCAUUGGAUUCUGAAGUAUUCUAUCGAAGCGUUUGCGCUGCGAGUCGGGCUACACCGGUCUAUCGACGGGCUAAAGGUUCAGCUUCAGCAGGAUCCAACAGAGAUAUCAAAGUCGCCAGCCUUUCAGAGAUACGUCUACUGGCUUUGGCUCGUGACCAUGUCUCAUCAUUUCUCUUUAAUGACGCGCACGCCUCCGAGUAUCAGAGAAGACAGUACCAUCAGCUCAGCCGUCGACUUGCUGAGAGAUGUGCCAAAACCAGCACGGGUGACUCGUAUCCUCGCCGAGGUCGAUCUCUACAUGCUGUGGCAACAAGCAGGCCGAAGUGCUCCUGGCCUGGCAGAAUGGUGGUGUAAGCCUUCUGGCACCAUGAAUAUUGAGGAAGUGCUAGCAGUUUUGGAAGAUAUGGAGGGCGCCCUGGAGGUCUGGGGUCAGCGAUGGGGUCUCCGUGGAGAAUCCCAUAUGACCAUUUCGAAUGUGGAUGUGUCCAGAAAUGGAGCCGUGGAUUUCCACUUUCAAAGUACUCGCUUCUGCAUCAGCACUUUCGGCACCCGGUAUAUACUUGAAAAGGCAAGAUCAGCUCUUGAUGCACAUACUGCAUCUCACCGCAUCCUGGCUCAGGUUGCCAGAGAGUCCCUGGUAAAAUCCGUGGAAGCUGCUCAUGCUUGUUCUCGAUGUCUCCUGGAUAUACCGCCUCUGAGACGCGAGAAUAUCCGAUACAUGGCCGACUUUGGGUAUGCGCUGAUAGCCUUCUGCUGUCUCUACCAAAUCCAGGCUUGCCAACUAUUCGGCUCCACCCUUCAAGAUCCGACAAAAUACCUAGAUUCAGUUGAAGAAGUGGCCGCGUUCAUGAGAGAAAUGGCGGUUGCGAAUAACACCGCUCCUCGGUUCUAUGGCAACUCAAUAUUACAGCAGCUCAAAAAGGUUCCUCGAACCACGGAGAAUUCCGGCUUCGACAACCAAUCAUGGACAGCAUGGAAUGAGGGAGCUUCAACGAGUCAUGCAGCGGUCUUCCCAAGCCCAGUUGCGUCGAUCUCAGAAGGGUAUCAAGUUCGGAUGGCAAGCUUUGACGAUAUACCCGAAGCCGAUGGACUAGAAGGUUUUUCGCGGCCCAGCCCACAACUUUCUGGCUUCCCCAUUUUCGACCCUAGCUGGGGGGCCCUUCUGGGAUAG